GAGCCUCGUUACCUGUUGAAUCUCGAAACUGAACGACAUUUUACGCAGAGCCACACCAUAAGAACUAAUCAUUCUUCUGGAAGACUGUCGCCAUCAUGUCUAAGAUCACAGUCGCCGGAGUGCGUCAAAAUGUCCAACAGCUUCUGGACUACUCUCAAAACACCAAGAAGCGUAACUUCCUCGAGACCGUCGAGCUUCAGAUCGGUCUGAAGAACUAUGAUCCCCAGCGUGACAAGCGUUUCUCUGGCACCAUCCGCCUUCCCAACGUUCCUCGCCCUGGUAUGACCAUUUGCAUCAUCGGUGAUCAGCACGAUCUCGACCGUGCCAAGCACUUGGGCUUGGAGUCCGCCUCCGUCGACGACUUGAAGAAGUUGAACAAGAACAAGAAGCUCAUCAAGAAGCUCGCUCGCAAGUACGAUGCUUUCGUCGCUUCCGAUACCUUGAUCAAGCAGAUUCCCCGUAUCUUGGGACCCGGUCUUUCCAGGGCUGGUAAAUUUCCUACCCCCAUCUCCCAUGCUGAGGACAUGGAUGCCAAGGUCACCGAAGUCAAGUCCACCAUCAAGUUCCAGCUCAAGAAGGUUCUCUGCUUGGGUGUUGCCGUUGGCAACGUUGGCAUGACCGAGGAUGAGUUGAUCUCCAACAUCAUGCUUGCCAUCAACUACCUUGUCUCUUUGCUUAAGAAGGGUUGGCAGAACGUUGGAAGUCUUGUCAUCAAGGCUUCCAUGUCUCCUCCCAAGCGCCUGUACUAGAUUCUGUGCUUAAUUGCAUUGAAUCACAUGUUUGGAUCAUGGUCCGAUUGACUGAAAAAAAAAAAAUAAAUAAAAAAAUAGGCUAGUUAGGUCCGAAUAAAAGACAUUUCAAACCUUGAAAUUCCCUGCCGGAUUUAUAAAUAUGGAUAAGAUAGUUAUACACAGAAUAGAAAACGAAAUAGCCGUCAUUGCAGGUAAUGCAGUUACUGCAUACCCUCCAUUAACUCCGUCUUAUCAAGAACCAUUCCUCUGAUACCAAUAAAUUCACGAAGACUCUCCCAUUCCUCACCCUCCUCUUCACCUCUCCUGUAUGGAUCCUUAAAACCCCAGGCUACUGCCACUCUAUCGAGCGCACCUCGCUCUUCCUCUCUAAGCCACCGAUUUCUCAGAGGAAUACCAGGUGCCCACGACACCCGCUCCAUUUGAUCGUUACUCGUAGCAAUGGCAAUAACUCCUACAGAAGAUGUAAAACCUAUAUAUGCAAGUGUCGCUGUGAACGUGAUGCCAGUCGCCAUCGAUGGAUCCAUUGUAUUUUGCAUACUAGCAGCCCAUGUCGCAACAACAUAAGAUGCCAAGGGCGCAGUCGCCAAUCCUGCAAGAGGAACAGCAGCAUUCUUCAACAGUUUAGCUCUUGUAAACGCUGGGGCACAAAACGUCGUGUCAAUAAUAGCAAGCGCAAGCGAUAAAUUCUUCUGCUCCAGAGCAAUCUCCAAUGCUUCAUUUGCUAGUUUUGACGAGAUGGCAUUUUUCACGCUUUUGGGGUUCUGUUGGCGGAACUGGAUGGGUGAUGUGUUGGGUUCUGGAAUGGGUUUAUUGGCGUACAGAGAGAAUACUUGAGGGAGGUAGUCGGCUCGCUUGAGGAGGACGUGGAUCUUUGUAUAUAGCUCGAGGACUUCUGGAGAAAUGAAGACCUUUUCAUCCCCUAAGAGCUCGGUGAGAAGCUGAGAUAUAAUAUCCACAAUCCUAGGCCCUGACUUCUUGGGUAUUCUGGAUUUUCCGGGCGUGGCAUGCUUUUCGUCAAGACCGAGUAGUGAAGAUGCCGCAGUUGAUUUUGUCGCCGUCGUCGCCGCAGGUGUAUUUUGAUUCUCUUUCUCAUGCGGUUCUUGUGCUUUCAAGAAUGAUUCCAUAAUCUGUAAGCAUUCUUGUAGUAGCGCAACUACCGCUUCUUCCGACACUGCUUUGUCUGAAUGACGCAAAGCUUCGCAUUUUUCUUUGAUUUCGACCACCGAUGACUCUAUACCCGGGGUUGACGACAAGAGUCUUCUGAAUAGAUGCAAUGGCUUCACGACGGACGGUCUGAUCGCUAACAAUGGAGCACAAUCUCGUCGCAAUGGCGUGUUGCUGGUAUGAUAUUGAAAAGCGCUCCUCAAUGGUGCGCGCUGUAACGUGGAAUACGACACGGUCUCUGUUCGUUUCGAGUACUCGCAAAAUUGACACACCGAUCUUCGCAGCUUAGGUACCCCUCGAGGGCGUAUAAAGACACUACCCAUUGUGUGCCUCAUUAUGUUGUCGAAAGCAAAG
This is a messenger RNA of Talaromyces stipitatus ATCC 10500, 2270 nucleotides long. RefSeq names its product 60S ribosomal protein L1. The record is from RefSeq and is a predicted model, not a curated record. Gene Ontology annotation, cellular component: large ribosomal subunit. The coding region runs from base 96 to 749 and encodes 217 amino acids. NCBI's taxonomy places the organism in Eukaryota, Fungi, Ascomycota, Eurotiomycetes, Eurotiales, Trichocomaceae. Gene Ontology annotation, molecular function: structural constituent of ribosome; RNA binding. Gene Ontology annotation, biological process: translation. The transcript is spliced from 4 exons.